Molecule: messenger RNA, 4013 nt
Organism: Pseudophryne corroboree (corroboree frog)
Lineage: Eukaryota; Metazoa; Chordata; Amphibia; Anura; Myobatrachidae
Gene: TTLL4
Product: tubulin tyrosine ligase like 4
Exons: 19
Coding region: 253-3480 (1075 amino acids)
Biological process (GO): protein polyglutamylation; microtubule cytoskeleton organization
Cellular component (GO): cilium
Molecular function (GO): tubulin binding; tubulin-glutamic acid ligase activity
Source: RefSeq, a predicted model, not a curated record
GGAAGUGUUGUCACGCGCCGCUCUCCUAAAUUGCGUGGUUGCUAGGUGAGAGAGGCCGCCAAGCCCGGGAGCGGCUGGUGGAGCAGACACGGGGAGGGGAUCCAUUGCCGCCAUAGAACCACGCUGUCCGGUCAAACGGGUGGCAGGUUCCGUCCGAGAACAAGAGCUGCAAUGAGGCAUAUGAACUGGUGUUUGUGGAAUAAGAUCUAAUGCAAUGGCCACUCAUGGCAUCUGCCAGAACAUUGGAGCAUAAUGCAGAGUUUAGACGUGACAGUUAUCAGAAAACUUCUCCCACAUCCAGACAGAUCCAAAGAAUCCAAAAGUAAUAAACCUGUCUCAAAGGUCGCACCUGUUUUGAAGUUGGAGGGGAGUAAUGUUAGUUUGUUGCAUUACUCGCGACCUGUUGACUAUGUGGUUCCUCAUGCCUACUGUUAUCUCUGUGAGCCCAGCAAGAAGAAGACAUUCCUGACCAAGUCUUCUCAAUUGACAGAGCCAAAAUGUUUUAAUGGCAUGCAUGAGACCACGUGGGCUUUCCAUAAAACUUACAAAAAAAUUGGUGCUUCUGGCAUAAGUGAAAAGACCGAAGGUCAAAAGCCUUGCUUCACCUCUUACAGGUACCUGCCAAUUGGGCCUUUUCUUAAACUUUCCAAAACUGAUCGUGCCAUGACUACAUCAUUGAUAGAUCAGUUCCAUCUACAUAGUGCAUCAGGGGAGCUCCCUGAUGUUGGUAUUAGAAGGCCCACCAGUCCAGUGGCAAAACUAACUUUUGAUGCUUCCAGGCCAGCCCUAAUCACAAAUUCUUUCCUAUGUCCCAGCAGUGCUAAAGUGCCUUUACAUGCCCAACGGGAUAAUAAGAAGACACAGAGCCCCCAACAUGCUGGAGCAAAGUCUGCUUCUUGGAAUUCUGGUGAGAAGGGCGAUCUUGGCCAGCCCAGUGAGAUGGUUUCAGUACCGAGUCUCGGUGAUAUUGGGACAGAAAAUAUUUCCUGCAAAGCCUUUUCAUCCAGUGUAUUUCGUGGAACAGCCAAAACACAGGGCACUGCAUUACAGUUACCUAAUAAAGUUGUCAGCACCAAUUGCAGAGGAGUCCAACUAACUGAAGCUGUAAGAAGUGUCACUGGAAGCCAAGAUGCUUUGUCUGCUAGCUCCGAAACUUCUAAACCAGUCUGCCAAAAAGACAAAGUAUUUGCUAGCUGUGCUAAAACUGUGCCACCUAUUUCAUAUCUAGCACACCAAAAAGACAUUGUACCUUGCAAACUGGUUUCUGAUGUUCAUUGCCUUAAUGGUGACCCAUGUAUUUCAAGCAUUCAAAGUGCCAAUGUCUGCACCAAACGGAUUCGCACCAGCCUGACUUCAACGGGAGGUGACUCGUGUCAAUCUGUUCAAGCUCAAGAUGUGAAAAGUGAACCCCAGCUCUCUGGGAUUGGUGAGAUGACUGUCAUGGCUUCCCAGAUCUCAACUAUUCAUCUUAAUAAAGUUUCUGAUCCAGCUGUCAGCAUCCAAGACCUGAAUGUUGUGCCAGACUGUGCUGAGGAAGAGCUUCCCGAAGGCUUGGAUGAUAGCCAGGAGGAAGAGGAUGAAGAGGAUGAUGAAGAUGCAGAUGACCUCUCUAUUGCCCCCACACCAUCUACUACUUUAUCGGACAUAUCCAGGCAGUGUGCUGAUAAUAUGGAACUGGUGCCCACAGAUGCAGAUUUCAUUGUGAAACCAGCCCUGACUCCCAGUCUCUUUCCCAACAUACCUCCGACAGUUUACUUUGGCACUCAGGAUGAAAAGGUUGAGCUGCUGCCUUGGACACAACGAAAGCUGAUGAAAUGGAAAAUGAGCACUGUGACCCCAAAUAUAGUAAAACAAACUAUUGCAAGGUCUCACUUCCGUGUCACCAAAAAAAAUCAUGAUUGGUUAGGUUGCUGGGGUCAUCACAUGAAGUCUACAGCCUUCAAAACUAUCAGAGCCUACCAGAAGCUGAAUCAUUUCCCGGGGUCCUUUCAGAUUGGCAGGAAAGAUCGCCUGUGGAGAAACCUGUCAAAGAUGCAGGCUCGCUUUGGAAGGAAAGAGUUUAACUUCUUCCCCCAGUCGUUUGUUCUGUCUCAAGACAUUAAGCUGCUGAGGAAAGCCUGGGAGGAGGGUGGGACACGACAGAAAUGGAUUGUAAAGCCGCCAGCGUCGGCCAGAGGAAUGGGGAUCCAGGUUAUACACAAAUGGAGCCAGCUUCCAAAGAAGAGGCCGUUGCUGGUACAGAGAUACCUGCACAAACCCUACCUCAUCAGUGGGAGCAAGUUUGAUUUGCGAAUUUAUGUUUACGUGACGUCGUAUGACCCUCUCAGAGUGUACCUGUUUACUGAUGGCCUGGUGCGAUUUGCUAGCUGCAAGUAUUCCAUGUCCAUGAAAAGCCUGAGUAAUAAGUUUAUGCACUUGACAAACUACAGUGUGAAUAAAAAGAAUGCGGAUUACAAGGUCAACGUGGACGAAACUGCUGGUCAGGGGCACAAAUGGGCACUAAAGGUAUUGUGGACCUACCUCAACCAGAAGGGUUUCAGUAGUGACAAGCUGUGGGAGCAGAUCAAAGAAAUGGUGGUGAAGACCAUUAUUGCCUCAGAACCCUAUGUGAACAGCCUCAUGAAGAUGAAUGUGCAGAACCCAUACAGCUGCCACGAGCUGUUUGGCUUCGAUAUUAUGCUGGAUGAAAACCUGAAGCCAUGGGUUCUAGAAGUGAAUAUCUCUCCCAGUCUUCAUUCCAACUCUCCACUGGAUGUCAAUAUCAAGGGUCAGAUGAUCAAAGACCUCCUAAAUUUGUCCGGCUUCCUCCUCCCUAAUAAAGAAGACAUGAGCUCAAGUAAUGUGAGCAGCAGCAGCAGCUCCGCUACCAGUGUGUCCAGCAUUGGGAAGGAUCGCGGGCACUCAGCGGAUAUUCUGAAUGAAGAGAAGAUGAAACGAGCGCAUUACCUCAGCCUGAAGAUUCCAGAUAAGGAUCUAUAUGCCACAGUACUAGAUCAGCUGACUCCAGAGGACGUGCGAGUUCUAGUGGAGACUGAAGAUGAACUUUCGCGCUGUGGACAGUUUGAACGAAUCUUCCCAUCCCCCAUUUCCUCUCGAUAUUUACGCUUCUUUGAACAACAACGCUAUUUCAAUAUCCUCACUAACCAGUGGGAGCAGAAGUAUUUUGCCAACAGAGAGAGAGGCCGGGAUAUAUUGAGAAAAUUGUGCUUGGUAAAUUUUCACACUGGCUCUGUUCCACAUUCCCCCGUGUGGUCAACGCAGAGAUCACUUGGACAGAUUGAGACGCAUCUUAAUGGCUUCAGCAAAGCAGAUGUUACAAAACCCAGUAAAUUGCUCCCCUCAUCAGAGGAUCAACUGAACUCUUUCAAGACCUCAUCCCUUCAUCAAAGUUCUGGGGUCCACCAACACCAAGACUUCAGUGUGUUCCCCCCAUUAUCCCAAACACUGACUAAUGCUCCAGAAUCUGCCUUGGUCAUGUGAUGAGCAUUGUUUCCUUCACUUUCACCACCUUCACCCUGUAAAAAAUAAAUAAAUAAAUCUACCUCAAUUGAUAAGUUUUAGAUCUGGGCACUGACCAAUCAAUCUGUGACAAGGAUGCAGGCAGCAGUACUGUGUAGGUAUAACGCUGUGUUCCUUGUAGUAUUGCUUCUACCAGCAGCAAUGUAGACACCUCUUAAUAGAUGUAUAGUUUUCUAAAGUGGUAUUUUUUCUGUUUUUGUGGUUGGGAAAACAAUAAGUGCCUGAGGUUGAACUCCGUUUGGAAGAAAGUAUUGCAAAAACUGCUCCACUGUAGUGAUGCGGAGCUCCUCACAGUGGUUUUAGGGGUGUUUGGUCAUUGUAUUCAAAGUUCAGUGUUCUGCUAGGACCUUUAAUCAUAUGCACAAUGAGUCAAGGGGCCUUAGCGUUGGGUGUAUUACAGGAAUACUAUUGUCUGUCCUACUCUCAUGGGGAAUUGUUUUUGGGGUUUUUUUUUUGCCAAAAUAAUAUAUUAAUAAAAACAUUUGCUUAACAUU